Molecule: messenger RNA, 3382 nt
Organism: Triticum aestivum (bread wheat)
Lineage: Eukaryota; Viridiplantae; Streptophyta; Magnoliopsida; Poales; Poaceae
Exons: 3
Coding region: 354-1127 (257 amino acids)
Source: RefSeq, a predicted model, not a curated record
CCUGCCCACUUCCUUCCCCGGGUCUCCUUCCUAAAACACGUCCGUGAACGCACACCCCGGCAUGCGGGCCGCAGUGGAAAGCGGCAUCCGGCGUGGUGGUCACUGUUCGCCAGGUUCCGGCCCGCGGAGUCAUCGUCGGUGCGCUCGACCACGCAAGAGGGCUUCAACCCUGUGGACCACGUGGGAGCAGCAUCCGCGCUCGGACCCGUCCUCGCCGGGCUCACGUUCGUGGCGCGCGCCGACGUAGCGGCCAGCCACAGCGGACGCCCUCAUCUCUCCCAGGAGUGCCACAACGUCGCCGACGCGGCAGGGCACGACCUGGACGCUCGGGUUCGGGCUAUCCCCGCUCCUCGAUGGCUCCACCUCCGUCGCCACGGGAGGACGACUCGACCUGGGUGAUGAAGGUGGCGAGGGCCACGGCGAGAAGGACGUCAAUGCCGUGGGCCUCGCGGGAGCAAGAUCCGCGCUCGGCCCUGUCCCCGUCGAGUUCCCGUCGUCCGUGGCACAAGCUCUACUCGCGGCCAACCAUAACGGACGCCGCUGCAGACGGAGUGCCGGUGCCGACGCGGUGGGGCACGGCUGCACGGCCGGGGCGCUCGGGCCCCGCCCCCUCCUCGGCACACCCGCCCGCUUCCUCGCGGCUCCAUCUCGGGCGCGACUGGUCUCGGAGGCAGAGUCGUGGUCGGCGCGCUCGACAUGGGAGAUGGAGACGGCGAGGGCGAGGAGGACGUCACGAACGAGCUCAGGUUUCAGGAUGCUCAUCACCAUAUACAGGCCGUGCUCCAUUUGAUUUAUGUCAGGAGUCGAAUCAAAACUACGGUUCACUGUUCACAUUGGGUCUUCUAUCUGCUGGUAAAAGAACUCAAAGCAUGCUCGACGCGAUCGGACACAUCGAUCCGACGGUGCCUGUGUACCAUUGGAAAAUCAAUAGGUGUGAUGCUCUAUUGCGGGAAGUCAUGGGAGAAAAUCUUUACAAGGAAGUGAUCGUCGCGGCGCCAAAGGAGGACGAAGGCGAUUUUGGCUGCAUCGUCAUCCGUGGGAAUGAUGUUCUUCACGGAGUUGCCAACUUCAUGGUAGCCAGCCAACCUUCUCUCACUUCUCUUCUUGUUUUGUAUUGCACUGCCUAGCCAUAGAUGGACGAACUCUUUGGUCUACAUAUAUGAACUAAAACACACAAGUAUCAACAUAUAGGUUGAGUGUAUGUCUGGAUUCAUUAUUAAGGUUUAGAUAGAUGCAGGUUAUAAGCAACAAGGUGUCUCUUCAGGAGAAAUCCCUUCACAUUAAAAACUUGAUUCAGGCAAUUCGGCGUUUGAUUCUGCAUUGUAGGCUAGCUGGUGCAAAAUAUGCUCAUUUUUCUAAUAUUCUUUUAGUUUUAUCUUAGUUUUGUUCCUUCCGCUUUGGUGUUUGUGCAUACUGUUAUCGUCUUAUCAAUGAAAUAGCCAAUACUUGCUGGAUAUUUCAAGAAAAUAAGAAGCGGGGCAUGAAGUUGUAGUCUCACAAGUCACAAGGUCACUGGAUAGCCAUUUCAUAUCAUCAUUGCGGGAAGUCAAAGAGAAGUUCAUAAUGAUAUGACAUUUAGCAAUUUAUAUGGAAAUUGUUUCUGGUGCCUUCCAACUUCAACGAUUUAUUGCAAGAUGUGAAAAUGAAACCAUCUUUAACGCAGUACAAGCAUGUAGCUAAUCCUUAAUUGAUUUUGCUGUCAUGAUCUGGUUUUGUAUGUUAAAUUUCAGAUAAUUGUGCUGCCGCACUGAUACACUCUUAUUUGGCACAGUUUGGGUGAGCCCUGGUCAAAACUAGGUACUAUUCACAAUUGUCCUCUUGUGCAAGGAUUGUAGUUCUCUUUUCGAUUGAUACUGGCCGAGCAUGGCUGCGAAUAUAUCAUAUAGGAUCAUUACAGUUCACCUAAGAGUGGUUUUACGUGGUAGUGUCGAAAUGCUAACAUGGUUGUACAAGUCUUGAUAUUCUUGCUGUUAUUUCAAUUUUUAUUAACUGAUCCUAUCAUUUUGUAUUUUUCACCGGCCAAAGUUCGCCUGAUUGUGAGAACGGAACUUGUUAACAGUAUAUUUUGAUUAGUUAGCUUUGGUAUUCUUGCUGUUAUUUCAAUUUUUAUUUAUGUUCACCAUGUCGGUUUUCUAUUGCGGUUAUACUGAAGCAGAAGUUGCUUUCUUCCCUAGCUAUUUACGCAAAGUACAGCGUGUUAGCGACUCAGCUGCAGGGUGCAAUAUAUCAGGGGAGUUUGGCAACUCAGCUGCAGGGUGCAAUAUAUCAGGGGAGUUUGUUCCUACAGGAAUAUAUAGUUUGUUCUGGAAUUUUUUGGUUCUUCGGUAUCAUUUUUAGUAUGUAUGCACAAGCCUAACCUUACUUGAAAAGAGUUAUGUACCAUAUUGUUCAUGUGGAUACCCUUGACGUCUUAGUAGGCCUCUCUUAGUGUAAGGGAGUACAAUUAUUGUGAGGGGAAUCAGGUUGAAAAUUGCUCCCUUGUGAACCUAUAGGCAUUUCCUUUCUUUAUUUCCUCGUUGAUGCUUCUGUAUUUAAUUGUUUCUUUUUCAUAAAAAAUCAGGGGAUCAUGUGGUCAUGCACUCUUAAGAGGUAAUUCAUAGUCCCUUCGUCUGAAAAUACUUGUCCGAGGAAUGGAUGUAUCUAGAUGUAUUUUAAUUCUAGAUACAUCCAUUGUAUCCAUUUUUACGACAAGUAUUUUCGGAUGGAGGGAGUAUAUAGCUACAUUUACCUAUUUCGGUAUUUGGUGUUUGCUUUGUAUGACAUUUUGUUGAUUCGUUGUUGCUACUACUGUUGGACACCUCUUGCCAGGAUUAGUGCAGCGUUCUGUGUUCUGCAAGUGUUGUUGACUCAACACCUCUUGAGUCAAGACUGGUUCAGAGAAAUUGGUAACUGAUUAGUUCACUAGCUUUCUUCACACCAUAGUCAUCAACGACUGCAACUACAAUGCUAUGAAGACAGAUGUACAAGAGCUGCUCAGCCGCACAAGAGUUGAGCAAAAAGAGAAGUAUUAGAAAUAGAGACAUGGCAAAAAGCAAACCUUCAGCAAGUGAAGUAAGGCAAACAAGGAUCUCCAAAAAAGAUUUUCUCCAGUUUCUCGAUAUUUUGCUAAUCCGUUAAGAGUCAAGAUGUGCAUCCAGCAACAACUUCAACAUUGUCUACACAGGGAACAGAUCACCAAGAACAAAAGCAGAAGAAAUAGCUUCAUCUCUCUAUCACUACACCAGAGAGUCAAACCAAGUUGGAGGAUCAACAUCUCUGGUCUAAGAAGAGAACCAAACCUUUGCAAUUCGGUAUCCAGUAGCCAUUAUCAUCACCUACCAUUGAUCACAUGCAUGUACCAACUAGAUGUACUCUUUCUUUAUAUGAACUAUUUUGCAACGAA